Messenger RNA from Pyricularia oryzae 70-15, 1938 nucleotides. RefSeq lists its product as uncharacterized. Lineage: Eukaryota; Fungi; Ascomycota; Sordariomycetes; Magnaporthales; Pyriculariaceae. The record is from RefSeq and is a predicted model, not a curated record. Bases 1 to 1938 code for a protein of 645 amino acids. The transcript is spliced from 3 exons.
AUGUCAAUCUUUGCGUGGUGCUCACGGCGCUCCGGCGUCUUGGCCUUGACUGCCUUGAUAUCAUUGUCAUACUUUGUUAUCUCAAGAGAAGCCAUCGCUGCCCGGUUAGGAUACAAUUACACACAACAGGAUAACGUUACAGCACCCAAGUAUGCCAAUGGCGCUGGCUACUGGACUUUGGUCUACGCAUACUACUGCCUUGCGAUCCAUGUUCUCGUCUUCUGCUUCUCGAUCCGAAUCAACUACUCGCUAUGGGACAUUACCCGCGGUGUUGCCAGAGUUGCUCACAACAAGUCGCUCAAGGAUUUCAAGUUCUCGCACCGCCGUCGUGGCUCAUCCACCUCGCUCUCCAGCUCCGAGACUCUCACCUCAUCCCGCGCCUCUUCGACUUCUUGCAGCGAGGCCGGUGAUCUCGAUAUGUCCGACUACACCGUCGAUGCUGAUGUUUCGACCAGCCAUGUCCUCCACGCUAUCAUUAUUCCCAACUACAAGGAGGAGAACGACACCCUAAGGGAGACGCUCGAAGUUCUUGCUAGCCACCCGCAAGCCCGCGAUACCUACGAUGUCUACCUCGGAAUGGAGCAACGCGAGUCGAACGCCGAGCUUAAGGCGAUGGGUCUCAUCCAAGAAUUCAUCAAGAAGUUCCGGUCAAUCGAUUUCACUCUUCACCCCUAUGACAUUCCUGGCGAGGCCGCUGGCAAGGGAAGCAACGCCGCCUGGGCUGCUCGCAAGCUUAGCGAAAGGUACCCUCUGGCUCAGCGCAAGGAUGUUUUGGUCACUGGAAUUGAUGCCGACAGCCACCUCUCAUCCAACUACUUUGCACUAGCCACUAGCAUGCACUUGGCUAACCCCGAGACGGCUACCACCACCCUGUACACCGCCCCUAUCAUUUUCGACCGGAACGCGCACGCCGUUCCCGCCAUCGUCCGUGUCGCCGACGUCUUUUGGUCCGCUGGUGGUAUCUCGGGUCUCUACACCGGCUCCACAAUCGCUCCCCCGACAUCUGUGUACACCGUCCCCUUGGAAUUGGUCGAUCGUGUUGGCGGCUGGGACUGUGACAGCGAGGCGAUUGGCGAAGAUCUCCACAUGUACCUCAAGUGUUUCUUCGCUCUCAAUGGCCACCUCACCACCAAGGUCAUCAUGGCCCCCGUGAGCCAGACAAACGUUACCGGCGGCGGCCAAGGCCAGGGAAUCAAGGGACUCAUCAAGGACAUCCAGGCCCGCUACAAGCAAGCUCAGAGGCACAUGUGGGGUGCUCUGGACACUGGAUACACUCUCCGAAAGUGCGUCGAGCUUUGGCGUGAGAGGAAGUACCUGGCCCGCGCUUUCAAGCCUCUGCACCAAUCUCUGGAGUCGCCCGAUACCUAUGUUCCCCAAGAGCUCGACCAGCUGAACCCCGAGCAGCCCAUCGAGGCUGGCAUCUUUUCCGAUGUCACCCACGACACUCUUGAGAAGCCCGACUGGGAGCGUACUUUCUACCUCCUCACCCGUAUCUUCGAGGCCCACAUGCUUCCCGUCCACGCCACGAUCCUCAUUGUUUCCUCGACCAUCUACCUCUGGGCCACUGAGGGCGCCCCUGAUUAUCAUGGCAUCGGCUGGAUUUUCACAGUCUGCAACGUCCUCCGCACUGCUGGUUUCAUGGGAACUGCUCUGUACCUCUUCUUGUACGAGAACUUCCACAGGACAUGCGUUGAUGCGCGUGAGAAGGAGAUGGUCGAGGCUGGACUUGCCAAGGGCAUGCACUUCUCCAGGAGGAACAUCAAGACCAACUUUGUCGACUACGUCAUGGUACCUCUUGUUGCGCCACUAUUCGGAUCGAUUCCUUGCGCCUGGGCACAGAUCUGCCACAUUUGGACCGUGGAUCUGGUCUAUACUGUCAGCAAGAAGGUGACUAGGCAAAGAGCCAAGUCGAUCACUCUUGCUGCCACCAAGGUAUAG